Salvelinus fontinalis (brook trout) is the source of this 7785-nucleotide messenger RNA. Its product is annotated as alpha-mannosidase 2x-like. Gene Ontology annotation, cellular component: Golgi membrane. Gene Ontology annotation, molecular function: carbohydrate binding; alpha-mannosidase activity. Bases 1759 to 5298 code for a protein of 1179 amino acids. The transcript is spliced from 23 exons. Gene Ontology annotation, biological process: mannose metabolic process; protein deglycosylation; N-glycan processing. The record is from RefSeq and is a predicted model, not a curated record. NCBI's taxonomy places the organism in Eukaryota, Metazoa, Chordata, Actinopteri, Salmoniformes, Salmonidae.
AAUGAGGGAGUGGGAUGUUUCGGUUCCUCUUUCGUCUCUGACACGCAUAUUCAAUCUAUGGCUGACGGCGAAACAGAGAACCAUUCGGUAGCUAUGGAUAACCGUCCACGGGCAUCAUAACGUCAUUUAUUUGUGUCCCGAAAACAGAUAUUCGAGAUGAUUCGACUCUGACUGGUUCAACAAACAAAGAUACAUUUCCACAAACAGGGAUAUGUCUUUAUCACGUCAGUUUCCAUCAUCUCUGUAUUGAUGAAGGGGAAUCAGCAGUCAGUGGCCUCAUCUUCUUCUUACAAGCUCAUGCAUGGGAAAUAAUCAAAUCUAGUCUUUGGAGUCUGAUAUCCUCAUGUAGUGAUUUAUGCAUUGCAAAAGAUGUGGAGCUUGCAACAGGGACUUUUCCUAGCAAAGAUUGCAAGCUCAUUUAUAUUAAAGGCAUAAUACUUUACUUAGCUAAUAUCACUAGAGCCUGUCAUCUCCAUGUUAGGAGAGGUUUAGUCAUCAUGCACAGAUGGCCCAACAAAUCAUUUUUGAAUUGGGAACCAUUUAGUUGUUUUGCAGCCAGUGUAAGUGUUGGGUUUUAUCAUCACAAAUCCCCAUGGCAAGGCUGUCACUGACAGCCUGUUAGUUGAUAGGAUUAUGAUCAUACAGGAUUUGCUGUUGGAAGGAGGAACACCUGUCUUUCUUUAGCUAGCAAGCGUCCUGAAAUCCAGGCCACUGGGUUGUUUUGCUUCUUGGUAUACGUUCUUUAUCUAGAUCUGUCUGUGACACUCCUCUCCUACACACUUGCAUACAGCCUUUUACUGACUACUAAAAGCGGGAUUACAUAGUUGUUUUGGCUAUGUUUCCUUAAACUGAGAUUAUUACCCUCCUGCUUCAGAAAAGGACCCUAGGACAUAAUUUAAAUGUGACCAAGGAAACGUAUCUUCUUUUUUUUGCCAUUGUUGAUAUGCUUAGGCUUUGUCAAAGAGAGCAUCGUAGUGACAUUUGUCUCAUCCUGGAGUGCUUUGAGCCAAGCGAAAAAGACUAUCUAAAGAGCUGGAGGUACCUGUAGCCAAGUCCUUCAUUCACCCCUGUUUCUCCGCACCACUGAAGCCAUGUGUUUACUGUUAUGGCUAUGCCCUGGCAGCCAACCAGAGCGAAAUGGGACUCUGGCAGUGCUAAAGAAUUAGACACAGCCCUGGGAGUUGGACUGGACCAAAGGAUUGCACACACACACACACACACACACACACACACACACACACACACACACACACACACACACACACACACACACACACACACACAGACACCAUGCUGCGGAGACAGUAGGCUCCCUGUUUGAGCCCUCGCUGUUUAGUGCUUGUUUUUGUGUGUUUUUUUCCCCUCCGCAAUUCUCAAAGGUUUGGAUGGUUGGGAGCACAAGGGCCACUUUGAAGGAGCCCGUCUGUGGUUUGGCUGGAGCUGACAGACUGCUUGCCAGCUACUGCUGAUUUAAGUACCCUGUGUCCCUCACCACACCCCUACAUCCACCUUCUCUGCCAACUGUUCCACCCCUGACUGUUCUGGUUAAUGGAGGUCUAAGGGAGUGCACGCAAGGGUGGGGAACUGUUGCUGACACUGGCCCUGCCGGUCACUUUCAGGCACUUUUUGCACUCCAAGGACUGUACUCCACUCUGUCCUAACUAAGGACCAUUCCCGCUUAUCUUGGAAGUAAAGAACUACAAGUCAAGGUAUUUUUUUUAAUUUUUUUUUUCAAAAGGCUUUUCUACAGGCUGAAGGAUGAAGCUGAAGAAGCAGGUGACUGUGUGUGGAGGAGCCAUAUUCUGUGUGGCCGUAUUCUCCUUAUACCUGAUGUUGGACAGAGUCCAACACGACCCUGCAAGGCGACAGAACGGCGGCGGGAACUUCCCAAGGAGCCAGAUCUCUGUUCUCCAGAACCGCAUAGAACAGCUGGAGCAGCUACUGGAGGAGAACCACCAGAUCAUCAGCCACAUCAAGGACUCUGUCCUGGAGCUGACCGACACCGGCGCUGUGUCCCCCAGCGGAAUGCUGCCUUUCCGCAGUGCCAACGGCUCCUGGGUCCUGCCCUUCGACGGACGCCCCACUUUCCUCUCUGUCAAGCCCCAGGACUGCCAGUUUUCUCAGGGCCGCCGCGGACAGACCGACCUGCAGAUGUUGGACGUGUACUCCCUGCUGAAGUUUGACAAUGUGGACGGGGGUGUGUGGAAGCAGGGCUUUGAGAUCACCUAUGAGCCUGGGGAGUGGGACAGUGAGCCUCUGCAGGUGUUUGUGGUCCCUCACUCCCACAACGACCCAGGCUGGAUAAAGACAUUUGAUAAGUACUACACAGACCAGACGCAGCACAUCUUCAACAACAUGCUGGUGAAGUUGACUGAGGACCCACGCAGGAAGUUCAUCUGGUCCGAGAUCUCCUAUUUCGCAAAGUGGUGGGAGAGCGCUGACAUGCACAAGCAGGAAGCCAUGCGCAAGCUAAUCCUAGGAGGUCAGCUGGAGAUGGUGACUGGAGGCUGGGUGAUGAGUGAUGAGGCCAACGUUCACUACUUCGCCAUGAUCGACCAGCUCAUAGAAGGCCAUCAGUGGCUGGAGAAGAACGUGGGUGUGACCCCCCGGUCAGGCUGGGCUGUGGACCCCUUUGGCCACAGUGCCACCAUGCCCUACCUGCUGAAGAGGGCCAACCUGACCAGCAUGCUCAUCCAGAGGGUCCACUACUCCAUAAAGAAGCACUUCGCCUCCAGCCGCAGCCUGGAGUUCAUGUGGCGGCAGGCCUGGGACCAAAAGUCGGGAACGGACAUCUUCUGCCACAUGAUGCCCUUCUACAGUUAUGACGUGCCACACACCUGCGGGCCGGACCCCAAGAUCUGCUGCCAGUUUGACUUUAAGAGGCUGCCAGGCGGCCGGGUCAACUGUCCUUGGAAGGUCCCUCCGCGGGCCGUGGUGGAGGCCAACGUGGCAGAGAGGGCCCACCUGCUCUUGGACCAGUACCGAAAGAAGUCCAAGCUUUUCCGCAGUAAGGUUGUUCUGGUUCCACUGGGAGAUGACUUCCGCUACGACAAGGCCCUGGAGUGGGACCAGCAGUAUCUCAACUACCAGAGACUCUUUGACUACAUGAACUCUCACCCCGAGAUGCACGUGCAGGCCCAGUUUGGGACCCUGACCGACUACUUCACUGCGGUUUACAAGGCCAACAAUGUGCCCCAGGGUGCCAGACCCCCAGACUACCCGGUGCUGAGCGGGGACUUCUUUGCGUAUGCAGACCGCGAGGACCACUACUGGAGCGGCUACUACACCUCCCGGCCCUUUUACAAGAGCAUGGACCGCGUGCUGGAGUCCCAUCUCCGGGGGGCAGAGAUCCUGUUCAGCCUCGCCGUGGCACACGCUCGCCACACAGGCAUGGAGGGCCGCUACCCCACUUCAGACUACACCCUGCUGACGGACGCAAGGCGUAACGUCGCCCUCUUCCAGCAUCACGAUGCCAUCACAGGCACCGCCAAGGAGAAUGUGGUCAUUGACUACGGCAACAGGUUACUGCACUCCCUGCAGGGCCUGAAGAGAGUGAUCAUUAACGCAGCCCACUUCUUAGUGAUGAAGAACAAGGAUGUGUAUCGUUUCUACCAGACAGAACCCUUCCUAGAGACGGAUGACCGACGUGCCACCCAAGACUCCCUGCCCCAGCGCACACUUAUCGAACUGGACCAGUCAGGACCCAGGUACCUGGUGCUAUUCAACCCGGUGGAGCAGGAUAGGCUGUGUGUGGUUACAGUGUUGGUGAACUCUGCCAGGGUCAGGGUGCUCACAGAGGACGGACAGACCCUCCCUGUGCAGCUCAGUGCCCAGUGGAGCUCUGCUAGCCAGAUGAGUGCAGAGGUCUUCCAGGCCUCCUUCAUGGUGCGUCUGCCUGCCCUGGGCCUGGCUGUGUUCCACCUGUAUGACUCUGCCGACACCCCCAUGACGCUGCGCUCUGAGACCCUGCUGAGGCUGUCUGGUCGGGGGCAGACUGCCCACGCUGUGGAUCCCCUCCCCCUCCGCUCCCAGACGGCAGACCCACAACCCUUCUACAUCUCCACCCAGGCCCUCACACUGGGCUUCUCAGGAACCACCGGCCUGCUGGAGAGUAUCCGUCGUAAAGACGACCCUCAGGAGUUGAAGGUUCAGAUCCAGUUUGUGACAUAUGGUACUCGGUCCUCCAAGGAUAAGAGUGGGGCUUACCUCUUCCUGCCUGACGGAAAGGCUAAGCCCUACAGUCAGAAGGAGCCUCCGGUGGUGCGUGUGGUGGAGGGACCUCUUUUCUCUGAGGUAGUGGCUCUCUAUCAGCACUUCCAACAGACCAUCCGCAUACACAAUGUGCCAGGUGUGGAUGGUCUGUCUCUGGAUGUCACCACCAUGGUGGACAUCAGAGAACAGUCUAACAAGGAGCUGGCCAUGCGACUGGUCACUGACAUCCAGAGUGACGACACCUUCUACACAGACCUCAACGGAUUCCAGAUUCAGCCCCGGCGCCGCCUCCUGAAGCUCCCCCUGCAGGCCAACUUCUACCCAAUGACCAGCCAGGCCUACAUCCAGGACAGCCAGCACCGCCUCACCCUGCACUCUGCCCAGGCCCUGGGUGUCACCAGCCUAGAGAGCGGCCAGUUGGAGGUGAUUCUGGACCGGCGGCUGAUGCAAGAUGAUAACCGCGGCCUGGGCCAGGGACUGAAGGACAACAAGAAGACAGCCAACCGCUUCCGCCUCCUACUGGAGAGUAGGUCCACUGGCAACAAGCAUGCUGGCUUCUUUGCCAAACUCUCCUCCAUGUUUCACUCGCUCAUCACAAUCACUCUGAGAGGCGGUGCUCAAGAGGUGGUGGACAGUGGACCAACCAGCUUCCCCUCCCUGCUCAGUCACUUGACCUCGGCCAUCCUCAACCACGAGGUGAUUGCGCUGCCAGUGCUGCCCAAGAAGCGUGGCAUCCCUCCCCUGCACACCUUCGCCCCCCUCACAGGGGCCCUGCCCUGCGACUUCCACGUGAUCAACCUGCGCAGCAUCCAGCACCAGCAGGACACCCACUCCCCGUCUCCCUACACGGCCCUCAUCCUGCAUAGGAAGGGUCUGGACUGUGGUCUGGAGACCCCCAACCCCGGCUUCAACUGUACCACUACCGAGGGACAGCUGGGUUUGUCGUCUCUGUUCCGUAACCUGGACCUCCAGCUGCUACAGCCCGUGUCGCUGUCCCUGAUGUACUCCAGCCCCCCUAUGGCUAACGACUCCUCCGUCAGCCUGGAGCCCAUGGAGAUCUCAGCCUUCAGGCUCAAACUGCGCUAGCCGGGCCCAGAUACACACCUCCACACCAGUCCAGGACCAGACCAGACCCACCCAGACCAGUUUUGGUCCCACCUGGUCCUGCUCUGUUCAGUUUUAUUCUAUAGGAAAACUGCCUCCCAGUGUACAGAGGGGUGGCCACGCUGGUGUUUCCUGGUCCAACCUGUGUAUACACUACGCACUACACACACACACACACACAAACACAAACACAAACACAAACACCACACCACACGCACUACACACUCUGAACUGUAAAUUCACCCCGUAAGAGCAGGUAGCCUUCAUGACUAGACUCUAUCUGCAGGGGGCAGAAGAUGGCUGUCGCAGACACAGACAGACAAUCUCAGAACCAGAAACCUUUUGGGGGUUUUGUGCUUGUGAUAAUACAGGUGCUGUCUUUAUCACAGAACAGCUAUUGGCGGUCUUCUGCCUUUGCAUUGCAGUAGUGAUGUCAAGUAACAGAAACAUACUUUGUUUUAAGUUUUUAAGAUAACUUUAUUUGAUUAUUUUUUUCUAUCCCAUCCUGGACUAACUACUGAAUGUAAAUAUCACAAGGAUAAGGACCUGGGAAUAACGUGGCGAAGAGUGCAAUUUCUAAAGCUUUAUUUGGUGUGGACAGUUUAAAAAAUCUAUAUUUAAUUCUGAUGGAGCCUACCUGCGGCGGACUAGAGAACUGUUCAUUCCAUUAGGUGCUCAUUGUUUUCUAUUGACUGCAUUAACCGACUGAAUGCAGCUGUGUACUAACAGUGUGAAUGUGUGCUCUCGCUCUCUCUCGCUCUCUCUCUUUCUCUCUCUCUCGCUCUCUCUCUCAGUAGCUAUGGCUCUGUAAGAUACUGUAUGUCAGGUAGUCACUCACUCUGUAGUCACUACCAGACUGGUGACUAGAUCACACACACUACGGAAAUCCCAAUCCUCACGCUACUCUUUUUUUCAGUCAUCAUUAUCAUUAUCGAAUUAACUGGACAGCUUGCUAUCCUUUCAACCGCCCGCCCCCCCCUGCCUGUAGAUGGUCUGAAGACAAAGCUGUCAUAUCCUGAUGAGUUGGCUGGCUGUGGAGGACCUGGAAUGGAAUUUAAAUGAUGUUUGUAUUUAAAUUCUCCUAAAGCCGUUCUUGUUGUGUACUAUCCUGUAUGCAGUGGAAGAUACAACUAUGAUGACGAUACCUCGUAUUUAACAUAUGACACAUGGUUAUGUAUAGUAUGCUGCUGUGGAAAACUUCUGUGAAGAUGCAGUAUGUCGGAGGAGUAGUGAGUGUGUAGUGAGACCCAGAGUGCAGUAUCGGGGACAAGGUUUCGGUUCACACUACUGGACUGCUAAUCAUCAUAUUAGUGAGUCUGUGUAGUGGUGUUGGAGCAUCGGCGUACUUAUCUCCUUGUUUCAAAGCCAGGCAUUGAAGGGCCCUGUCUUUGCAGGGAGGAUUGUGGUUCAACCUUCACUACCUAAUUAUGUGGAGACAUUAACAGGGGUCCUCCAGGGCUGACUUCGGCAACCAGUUUACUUUUGCAUAUGUGGUCUUUUUUUAAUUUUUAAAUCAGCUUUCAUCAUAAAACAUCUCUAUAGCCUUGACCCUGGUGCGGUGAAGGUACUCUAUGAUCCAUAUCUGUCUUUGGUGGUGAAGGUAAAUCAUCAGUAAUGGCAGAUGCACUAUGUUGAUAUUUCUCUGCUAUUUCUCACUAGAUGUUUCUCCUCUACCUUCUUCCCUGCCUCUUCAACCAUCCUAGUAUCAGUGGAGGCUGAUGGGAGGAUCUAUUCGGUAUGGCUGAAAUGGAAUGAAUGGAACGGAGUCAAACGUCAUUUCCAUGUGUUUGAUACGUCCCUUUUUUAAAUUCCAUUCCAGCCAUUACAAUGUCCUCCAAUAGCUCCUCCCACCAGCCUCCACUGCCUAGUGUCCAAUGCUACAUUUCCUCUGGGCUUUUUAUAUUUCUCCACCUUGCUCUCCUCUGUUACACCUCCCUCACUACAUCCCUGAUGUUUUACACUCCUUUUUCCUCAGAACACACUUCCCUAUGGUCCAACAUUUUACUCAACAAUGCUCAGGCACUAGCCUGGUCCUAUACAGUGUAUGUGCAGUAGCCAAUUCCUCUAUUGGUAUGACAACAAAAGAACAGAGUGGUGGUUGAAGUACCUACACACUGGACCACCAGACUACCAAUGUACCUGCAUCACUUUUCAGGUUGCAUUUUCCCUCUGACUAUAUGUUCUACCAUGACAUGACACUACCGCUGUACCUAGUACAGCACUCUCCCCUGUUGUCCCUUUCUCCUCCUCUAUUUCCUACUGUCUAUGUGUCCGAGUCACUCUGUAGACUUGUCUUUUGUAUGUGAUUUGUUGUAGCACUUUUUUUUUGUUUAAGAUGGAAUUUAUGAAGGAAUAAUUUGAUGUUUUCCUCAGUUUUUGUUUCUUCCUGGAUGUGUGUUUCAAAAAAGAAGCAUAGAAAUCAAUUGCAGACAAGGUGAAGACACAAUAAAGAUCAAAUAUGAUACUUGG